UAGGUCGCGGUGGCGGGUCAGCGGCGAUGGCUGUCCCCUUCGAUCGUGGUGGCGGGUUGUCGCGCUCUCUCGGUCGUGCUGUCGGUUUACCACCGCCGCCUCGCUCUCUCGGCCGCGGUGGCGGGCCAGCAUCGCCAGCAACCCGUCCACCCACCAUGGAUGGUUUCAACGGAGGUGGCUUCCCCAAUUUUUCAGGUGGAUUCCUAUUCCCUUCACCUCUGGAUGGAUCUUGCGGAGGUGGCUUCUCCAUAUCUUCAUCUUUGUUGGAUGCGGCCGGCGGUGAAGCCUCUUCUCCUGGAUCAUGGAACAAUGGUGGUUUCAUGAGCUACUUCAGUAAUCAGCCACAUAAUUCUCAUUUGGUUGGGGCAAUAAAUCAGGCACACAACAAUGAUGGUAGUUCACCACCCGAAGUGGAAGUCUUAUUGGGGAAUGAGAAUAAGCAUGAGAAUGAGAAUGAGAAUGAGAAUCAUAAUGUAAUAGCUGAGAAGAGGACUGAGAAGAGGAUCAUGUGGAAUGUGGAUGAGGAUGGUAGACUGAUGAGCGCUUGGAUAGAACAUUCAACCGACUCAACCUGUGGAGCGGAUAAGGGUGGUGGCCAAUAUUGGGGUGAGGUUGUCGAAACGUACAACAAGACUACCCCUCCACUUCGAAGAAGAAGUGCGAAGCAAUGCAAGGAUAGAUGGCACAAGAUUAACAAGUUGACAGACCUCUUUGAAUGUGCUUACGUAAAGGCUCGUAGAGUAUUUACAAGUGGAUAUUCAAAUGAACAGUGGAUUGAUGCAGCACACAAGUUCUAUUUGAAUGACAACAAAGAUAACAAAGAUGUUGUUGGACCCUUUAUGCUGACGGAGGUUUGGAAAAUUUGUCGAGAUGUGCCAAAGUGGAAAACAUACAAUGAAAACUUGAAGAAUGCACGCAAAAGGAAAUCAUUUCACCUGGAAGGAGACUCUGAGGAAAAUGAGGACACUUGUGAUGAGACGCCAAAGCGACCAAUGGGUCAGAAGGCAGCUAAAAUGGCAGCUAUAGUAGCUAAAAAUGGCAAGGGCUCCAGCAGUAGUGAUGAUGGUCACUCAAAGGAGUCUCCUAUUGAGCUAGAUAAAUUUGAUAGGUAUAGCAAAUUCCAGGAGACAAACAAUGAGAAGCACAUGAAGCUAUUGGACAGACAGGAGAAGAUAGCUUCUGAUAAGCUAGAGGCCACAAGAAUUGCUCAACUGACAGCACAAGAUUACAAAGAAGGGAAGAAGCUUGAGAAAGAGACAAAGAUGAUGGAGACUUAUAACAACCUCGCCUUACAAGAUACAAGUUCAAUGUCUGAUGAGGAAAAGGCGCAGCGAGUUAGUAUGAUGAAGAAGCUUGAGAAUGCCCUUUUCCCUGAAACUGAUUGAUCAGCUACCAUCAAGAUGCCAUUUUCAGGACUGAUCAUGCAUCGAGGUGAACCUGUGCUGCAUAUAUUUGCAUCAUAGCUGUUGGUGGUUGUGAACCUGUGCUGGUUGUGAACCUGUAUUUGCAUCAUAGCUGUUGGUGGUUGUGAACCUGUGCUGGGUGUGAACCUGUGCUGGUGUGAACCUGUAUUUGCCUUGAGCAUGUCUGUAGUUAUCAAUGUGGAGCACUUUUGUCA
Molecule: messenger RNA, 1618 nt
Organism: Panicum virgatum (switchgrass)
Lineage: Eukaryota; Viridiplantae; Streptophyta; Magnoliopsida; Poales; Poaceae
Exons: 3
Coding region: 27-1385 (452 amino acids)
Source: RefSeq, a predicted model, not a curated record